ACCGUUUUUUCUAAUCCCGGACUCUAGGAGCAGUGAAGAAAAGUCAUCAUGAAGUUGUUGUUGUUUACAGCUGUUGUGUUCUCCCUGUAUGUGGGCACCCCUGCACCUCUCCACGCCUCUUGCAAGGUAACGUGGACGUUCCACACGGACUGUGCAAGUGUGAACAAGAAAAUUGUGGACCAAAUGACCGCCUGGAAAUCCGCGGACAACUGUGCUAAUGGGGGAGAGAAAUGCCUUUAUACCAUUGUUAGCCACGAUGCUACCACGAUUAAGGGCAAACACACCACGCCCGUCAAACACUACAUCGAUGACUUGACCUUUACUUUCAUACCGGAAGAUUCCAACUGCAGAGUUCAGGGUUACUCUACAUCGGAGACCUGGUACGCCGUCCUAGACCACAGCACUAAUUACUGUAACCUGAACAACCUCAUCACAGGCUCUGGGUUGCACCAAUCAUCGGGAUACACUGAAACCACCAAUGACAGCGCCUGUACUCAAUACAGUUCGGCCAACUGCGAGAAAUAUUAAACAUGUUGAUAUUCUGAAAUGUGAGAAUAAAUCACACUUAAUUCU
Molecule: messenger RNA, 573 nt
Organism: Liolophura sinensis
Lineage: Eukaryota; Metazoa; Mollusca; Polyplacophora; Chitonida; Chitonidae
Exons: 5
Coding region: 49-528 (159 amino acids)
Source: RefSeq, a predicted model, not a curated record